CUUCUCGUUUCGCGUCAAAAUUUCAAAUCCAGUCGAAAUCUCGGUCAAAGUUGACUCACAUAAUAUAAUAGCGCAGGAUUUUUUUUUUCUACAUUAACAUACACACACGCACACAUGGGAGUAGAGAUGGGACAACAAGUUUUAUACUGCGGUGUUUGCACAAUGCCACCAGAGUACUGUGAAUUCAGUGGUACUCAGAACAAAUGUAAAGAAUGGCUCCAGGAUAAUCACGAAGACGUGUACAACAAGAUGUAUGGUGGCGACGAUGUUGAUGCCGUGACGGAAAAGGUUGCUCAAGUAACGGUCGAAGGCACUGGUGCUGAGGCAGCUGGCGGCGAGGGUCGAUCUGGCAGAACAUUUGUCAAGGACAAGUCAGCCAAGUUGGAAGCCAAAUUGGAGCGCGAAAACCAAAAGAAGCAGUCAUCGCGAGUGACGGUCAAGCGGGUUGAGAGAACAAAGAGGAAAUGCGUCACGAUCGUGCAUGGAUUGGAAGUUUUCGACGUGGAGCUGAAAAAGGCAGCCAAGAUGUUUGCCAACCGAUUCGCCUGUGGAUCGUCCGUGGCCAAAAAUAACCAGAACCAAGACGAAAUUGUUGUACAGGGCGACUUCUCGGAUGACAUCCACGAUCUGAUCCUGGCACAGUGGAAGCAAGUGCCCGAGGACAACAUUGAUCUUGUCGAGGAAACGAAGAAGAAGAAGGGCAACUAAAGAAAAGAACGAGAGAGUUUAAAUAUGGGAAUAAAGCAACAUAUACUGUAUAUACACACCACCUUUUGGGCAGCACCGUGGAGCAUGCCAGUAAUGUGUACUCGUGCAAUCAAUUUGUCGUAGAUCAUAGAAAUAUGGCAAGUCGAACUCAAUAUGUCUCGUGUAACCGUGUUAAUGUCCAAACA
Messenger RNA from Zychaea mexicana, 893 nucleotides. RefSeq names its product mitochondrial translation initiation factor. The record is from RefSeq and is a predicted model, not a curated record. Gene Ontology annotation, molecular function: mRNA binding; translation initiation factor activity. NCBI's taxonomy places the organism in Eukaryota, Fungi, Mucoromycota, Mucoromycetes, Mucorales, Lichtheimiaceae. The transcript is spliced from 6 exons. The coding region runs from base 115 to 708 and encodes 197 amino acids. Gene Ontology annotation, biological process: translation reinitiation; formation of translation preinitiation complex.